AUGUCUAACAAAGUUGUACUUAUCUUUGGGUAUGGACCCAACGUUGGGUUCGAAGUCGCUAAGGCGUUCGCAACGCGAGACUACAAAGUUGCUGUAGUGUCACGCUCAGACAAGUGCGCAAGUGACGCAAAGAAUUAUCUUCAAAUUCAAGCAGAUCUCGCAGAUCCUUCUUCAAUCGAAGGCAUUUUUUCCCAAGUCAUUGAUGAACUUGGUCACCCGACCGUGGUGAUCUACAAUGCGGCCUCUUUCAGCUUCAGGUCGUCAAGUCCCCUCAAUGAUCAGAUUGUGGGCUUUCAAUCGGACAAUAACGUCAAUAUUGUUUCUGCAUACAUCGCGGCUUAUUUCGCGAUAAGAUCUUUUGCUCUUGCACCUUCAGAAGCAUCCAAAACAUUCAUUUAUACCGGAAACAAACUUCCGUUUCUGGUCGUACCACCGCUUUUGUCUCCAGGGGCUGGCAAAGCGGCCGCAGCGCAUCUCAUCCACUAUUUGGCGGAAGAACACAAAGACCAGGGCUACAAAUUCUACUAUGCGGACGAACGCAAAUCUGAUGGAGAUCCGGUUUAUUCCGCCAUUGACGGCUCUGCCCAUGCUGAGUUUUACACCCAACUGAGCGAGCAUCAAAGGCAAGGACCUUGGAAUGCGACUUUUGUCAAGGGACAAGGCUACGUUAGGUUUUCUGAAGAAAUGAUUCAAGAUGCUGUCUUUAUGGGUCGAAAAUAG
Penicillium canariense is the source of this 720-nucleotide messenger RNA. RefSeq lists its product as uncharacterized. The transcript has 3 exons. Bases 1 to 720 code for a protein of 239 amino acids. NCBI's taxonomy places the organism in Eukaryota, Fungi, Ascomycota, Eurotiomycetes, Eurotiales, Aspergillaceae. The record is from RefSeq and is a predicted model, not a curated record.